CACACACACACACUGAGCCAUCACCUAUAAAGAGACCAGAAAGCUGUUGGUGUUUCCAUUCUUCUCUGAUCUGCAGGACUCAGCUGCUGUCAGGAUGGCAGAGAAAAAGAUGUCAACGAACCGGAGGAAUCAGCUCAAGAGCUUGCUGCUGCAGAUCGGGGAGUCGAUGCUGGAGGAGGAGGCUCGUGAAGCAGAGCAGGAGAAGGAGAUGUACAUGAAGGAGAGCUGCCCUGCUCUCUCCAUCCCAAGCUGCAUGCAGGAGCUGCAGGAGCUGUGCAGAAAAAUUCACAAGCAGAUUGAUCUGGUGGACGAGGAGCGAUACGACAUGGAGAUUAAGAUGAAUACGUCUAAGAAAGAGGCUGACAACCUAAAGCUAAUGGUUCAGGAUCUUAAGGGGAAGUUUAAGAAGCCGGCCCUGAAGAAGGUGCGGAUGUCUGCUGAUGCCAUGCUGGCUGCUCUGCUGGGCUCCAAACACAAAACGUCCAUGGACCUGAGAGCCAACCUGAAGCAGGUCAAAAAAGAGGUCAAAGAGGAGGAGAUGAAUUCUGGCGACUGGAGGAAGAACAUCGAGGACAAGGCCGGUAUGGACGGCAGGAAGAAGAUGUUUGAAACAGAGGCUUAAAACAUGUCCAUCAU
Molecule: messenger RNA, 636 nt
Organism: Notolabrus celidotus (New Zealand spotty)
Lineage: Eukaryota; Metazoa; Chordata; Actinopteri; Labriformes; Labridae
Product: troponin I, fast skeletal muscle-like
Exons: 6
Coding region: 95-622 (175 amino acids)
Biological process (GO): muscle contraction
Cellular component (GO): troponin complex
Source: RefSeq, a predicted model, not a curated record